AUGGCGAUUAAGUUAGUCGUUGGAGGGUUCACCUUGAACAUUAUUAGUGCCUACGCGCCACAAGUGGGUUUAGACGAGGAGGUGAAAAGGCGCUUUUGGGAGGACUUGGACGAAGUGGUGGUAAGUAUACCGCCUACUGAGAAGUUACUCAUAGGAGGAGAUUUCAAUGGGCACAUUGGGUCUGUUUCGAGGGGUUAUGACGAGGUGCAUGGGGGAUUUGGCUUCGGGGACAGGAAUGGUGGAGGAGUCUCACUCCUAGAUUUCCCAAAAGCUUUUGGAUUGGUGAUAGCUAACUCGUGUUUUCCGAAGAAGGAGGAGCACUUGAUAAGAAGGAAGAAGAAGAAGAAGGUUGUGGAUGACCGACCGAGGAUUAGGUGGGGGAGUUUGACUCCGUCUAGUGCCCUAGAAAUGGGGGAGAAGUUGAUGGCUAUGGGAGCGAGGGAUAGUAGGGGGGAUGCGAGCAGUAUGUAG
This is a messenger RNA of Lycium ferocissimum, 471 nucleotides long. RefSeq lists its product as uncharacterized. The coding region runs from base 1 to 471 and encodes 156 amino acids. The transcript is spliced from 2 exons. Gene Ontology annotation, biological process: chromatin remodeling. Gene Ontology annotation, cellular component: nucleus. The record is from RefSeq and is a predicted model, not a curated record. NCBI's taxonomy places the organism in Eukaryota, Viridiplantae, Streptophyta, Magnoliopsida, Solanales, Solanaceae.